This is a messenger RNA of Meloidogyne enterolobii, 993 nucleotides long. The record is from the annotation of a GenBank genome assembly. NCBI's taxonomy places the organism in Eukaryota, Metazoa, Nematoda, Chromadorea, Rhabditida, Meloidogynidae.
AUGUCAGAAGAAGUAGACUCACACAUUGUGGAGAAUUACGAUAUUCAAAAACGUUUGGGGAAAGGUGCUUAUGGAAUUGUUUGGAAGGCUGUUGAUAGAAGAACAAAUGAAGCUAUAGCUUUAAAAAAGAUUUUUGAUGCUUUUCGGAAUGCUACAGAUGCGCAGAGAACUUUUAGAGAAAUUAUGUUUUUACAAGAAUUUGGAAGGCAUCCAAACGUUAUUAAAUUGUAUAAUAUUUUGAAGGCUGAUAAUGACAAAGACAUUUAUCUUGUAUUUGAAUAUAUGGAGGCUGAUUUACACAAUGUAAUCAAAAAGAUGACUAUUCUUAAGGACAUACACAAACAAUAUAUAAUGUGUCAACUCUUCAGAGCCAUCAAAUUUUUACACAGCGGCAAUGUUCUUCAUAGAGACUUGAAACCGUCAAAUGUAUUAUUGGAUGCUGAAUGUAGAGUAAAGUUGGCAGAUUUUGGGUUGGCACGCUCUUUUAGUCAAAUGGAUGACUCCCUAGAUGGAUCCAAUGUACCCGAAUUAACAGAAUACGUAGCAACUAGAUGGUAUAGAUCGCCUGAAAUUCUGCUUGCUGCCAAGCACUAUACAAAAGGUGUUGAUAUGUGGAGCCUUGGUUGUAUAUUGGCAGAAAUGCUGUUGGGGAAAGCUCUUUUCCCUGGUAGUUCUACAAUUAAUCAAAUUGAACGUAUUAUGAAUACAAUUCAAAGGCCUUCUAAAAAUGAUAUUGAAAGCAUUGGAUCUGCUUAUGCUUCCUCAGUUCUAGAAAAAAUGCCACAAUGGCCAAAAAAGCCGUUAGAUAUAGUUUUAUCACAAACUACUCCAGAAGCUUUAGAUUUAGUUUCAAGACUUCUCAUCUUCGCCCCACACAAGAGAUUAAACGUUGAGCAAUGUUUAGAACACCCAUAUGUCUCUCAAUUUCAUAAUAAAGCAGAGGAACCGUCGCUAGAUUAUGAAGUUAGGCUUCCUCUUCCUGGUGAGAAUUAA